Meloidogyne enterolobii is the source of this 519-nucleotide messenger RNA. The record is from the annotation of a GenBank genome assembly. Lineage: Eukaryota; Metazoa; Nematoda; Chromadorea; Rhabditida; Meloidogynidae.
AUGAUUUUUAAGGUUUUUAAAAGUGGAUCCCAGAUUCUGCAGGAUUACCAAGACUGCACCACAAAUUUUGCAACACGAAAAAUGAUUAUUUUGUAUUCCUCACAUCUUAAUUUAAAUUUAAAGCACGGCGUUUGCGAAGUGCCAACAAAAAUCUCCUCUUGUCUAAUGCUUGAUCACCCAAAAUCUGGACUUCAUUAUGCUUGCUCAACAAAUGCUAAUUUAGGUGAAGGGGAAUGUGUGGAGAAAAAAUCAAAAACAGGAGCUAAUGUUAAAGUCUGUUCUUGUUAUUCUUCCGAUUUUUGUAAUUUCAAAAUCUGGCCAGAUGGACAGGAAUUGGAAGAACAAAAUAGUAAAAGUGAAGAAGAAGAUGACGAUGAUGGGGAAAAUUCAAAAGAGUAUGAAGAAGAAAAUAAAAAAGGAGAAAUAUUAAAUACAAAUAAUUCAAUUAAUUUAAAAUAUUCUUUUUUAAUUAUUUUUAUUUUAAAUUUAUUUUUUUAUUUUAUUUUAAUUAAAAAUUAA